Molecule: messenger RNA, 2504 nt
Organism: Archocentrus centrarchus (flier cichlid)
Lineage: Eukaryota; Metazoa; Chordata; Actinopteri; Cichliformes; Cichlidae
Product: PRELI domain-containing protein 1, mitochondrial-like
Exons: 7
Coding region: 495-1067 (190 amino acids)
Cellular component (GO): mitochondrial intermembrane space
Source: RefSeq, a predicted model, not a curated record
CUUGCAACGACGCUUCACACUGUAAACGCAAAUAUAAGUAUUUCAUGCGCACUUUUCCGAAAACUGUAUAGAUUUCUCGUUAAUUGUCUUCUUUUAAAUGUUCAAAGUUCGGGGAUUAGCAGUACUUAGGUCUUUGCAUCACUCAACUGCCUCUAACCUGUGGCAGUAGAACUGUUUAUGAAUGCUUUUACUUUUAAACAACAACCGGAAGUGGCAAUACUGUCAAGCGGUCCGACCCACACGGCUCUGGGCUGACUGACCGGCCUAUUUCACACAGCAUUAUGAAUAUAAUUAGCUAACGUCAGUUAAUUUGUUGGCUCAAGGCUCAACAAACAGACAGUGAAUAUGUAUUAGAACAGUAUAUCAGUAGCAGCAACUACAGGAUCACACCAGACUGUGGAUGGAGUCAGCGCCAAACGUUUUCACUUAUUUAAUCACGACAAGGGACCUCAGGGUUUGGGAUUCACACCAUCCUGCACAUCAACAAGAGGAAAAUGGUCAAGUAUUUCUGUAAUAACACCGACAUCAAGAGUACAUGGGACCAUGUUGUCUCUGCUUUCUGGCAGAGGUACCCAAACCCAUUCAGCACCCAUGUUCUCACCGAAGAUGUUGUGUACCGAGAGGUAACACCGGACCACCAGCUUCUCUCCAGACGGCUUCUAAUGAAGACCAAUCGGUUGCCUCGCUGGGCGGAGCGGUUCUUCCCCACUGGCAUGUCUCGCUCGGUGUACAUCAUCGAGGACUCCAUCGUGGACCCUGUGAACAGGACCCUGACCACCUACACCUGGAACCUCAACCACACAACUCUCAUGUCUGUUGAAGAGCGCUGUGUUUUCCAAGGCUCAGUGGAGCAUCCAGCAACCACACAACUGAAGCGUGAGGCGUGGAUAUCCUCGAGCAUUUAUGGCUUCUCCAGACCUAUUCAGGAAUUUGGUUUGGCUCGCUUCAAGAGCAACCAGGUGAAGGCCAUGAAGGGGCUGGAAUACGCGCUGUCCAACCUGCAGGGGAUCGGCAUCAGGCUGAGCGUCAUGGAGAGACGCCCCAGCGGCUACUCAGGGACACAGUGAAGGGCGCGUCAGAGAAGGCCAAGGAAGCAGCCAAGACACUGGCUUCAGCUGCUGCUGUCCCACAGAAACCCCGGCAGUUUGUCUGAAAGGUGUGUGUGUGUGUGUGUGCGUGCGUGUGCAUGUGUGUGAGUGAGUGAGAGAAUGGAUUCAGCACGAUGCCUUUCAAUCACCCCGGUCAUCAUGAAGUUUUGCUGUAUGGUCGUUGUUUACGAUUUCUCUUAAUAAGAAAGGCAGUCUUUAUUUUUCUACAGUCUGGAUCCUCUGUGGAGUUACCUCUGCUGACUGACUUUUACUUUGUCUUUUUUUCUUCGCGUCUCUCUGAGCUUUUGGAAAAUCUCAGGUCCUCGGCCUUCACGUGAAACCUGCUGCCUUUCAAACCAGCAGCACCUCUCUCUGCUUUAACUUGUGGAUGCUGCGUCUUAUUUAUAUUAAUUUUGAAAUCUGCUGUCAAAGACAAUAGUAUUUCUGUUUAAUUACGUUUAUAAUCAGCAUGUAUGCUUUCUUUUCACUGGGUAUUUCCAGUUUGUUCCUCAACAUAUCAAGGACUUAUUGAGCUCCAGCUAAAAGCUCACACUAGGAUUAUAUUGAAUGCUUAAUGUGCUUGCAGGAAAUAUUUAAAUGGUUACGUUUACUGGAUUUGAGACUACAACAAACUGCAAAUAACUAUCUGUUUGAAGUUUGAGUACACAAUCUAUGCUGUGAUAGUGCGUGCAUGUUUAGACAGCAUAAAUGCUUCUGCUGGCAGGUCUGUACUGAUGUAUGGAUAAUCACAAAAAAGUGAGAAUGAGCACUUUUACCACACUGCUGCUCAAAAGUUUGGAGUCACUUUGAAAUUCUCUAUUUUUUUUUUUUUAAGGAAAUCAUGGUUCUUUUUUAUUUCAACAACAAGGAUUGAUUCGUCAUGAAUCAUUUUUAAUGUAAAAAAAAAAAAAAAAAAGCCUCUGUAGGUGUUCAAAAUCUCAUUUUCAGUUGCGUUAUGACGGCUCAUUGUGUCUAUCGGGUUAAAAGGUCGAUGGCUCAUUAGAAACUGUUGUGGUAAUUAAAUAGUGGUGUCUGGAGCAUCAGCCUCUGUGAUAUGAGUGGAGUAGUACAUGUACUAAAUCUGUCUGCAGAUAAACUCCAAACCCUUGAGCAACGGUGUAAUGUGAGUAGACUUUAACUGUACGACUGUGUCGCUAAGGUGCAUGCGUGAGAGUAGAUCCUUUCUGCUUGUUGAUAUGAUGUUUAUGGAAGGAAGGGUUAUAGGAAGGGUGUCAAACUCAUUUUAUGCCACGGGCCACAUAGAGGGUAAUUUCAUCUUACGUUGGCCGGACCAGUGGAACUACAGUACUGCCUCAUAAUGUCUUUAAAAAAAAAACACACUGCCAGCUGUCUCCCCUUUCAUUCAGUGUAAAGAAGUUUAACUGCACGUUUAAUACCUGAGAUGUGUGACGUCAA